Magallana angulata is the source of this 1524-nucleotide messenger RNA. RefSeq names its product transmembrane protein 170B-like. The transcript is spliced from 4 exons. The record is from RefSeq and is a predicted model, not a curated record. NCBI's taxonomy places the organism in Eukaryota, Metazoa, Mollusca, Bivalvia, Ostreida, Ostreidae. The coding region runs from base 262 to 645 and encodes 127 amino acids.
UCUUUUCCGUAAAGAUACUUUCAUUGACAGUUUGUUCAUUUCAUCGGAGUGACGCGAACAUAUUGAAGGAUUUAAAUUUUUUUUUGUCUGUGAGGUCAUCACAAGUCUUUGAAUUGAACAAUCGCAGACGACUAAAUAAAAUAGAUUUGCAAGUGAUAAACAGACGAAGUCUUGCAGGCACCAUGUAGUAGUACCAUUCUCCCUUGCCCUCAGAUUGGACAAUCCUAAACUUAGGAAAUAGGAAUUUGCAAAUGAAUAGAUAUGGCCGCAGAUGAUAUAACACAAACUGGACAAAGCAUUCUAAAUGUAUUUGGCUUAAAAAGUACUCUAAAUGAUUUUGGAGAGAUUUUCUACAAUAUUUUUCUGUGGACUCUGUUUUCCUGUGUGUUAGUGCACUUCAUAGCUGCAGCUAUCGCCUUUUGUCGGCUUCGACAACACAAGAUAGGUCGAUGGAUGCCUGUUGUGAUCAUAGUGAUGGGUUUCCUCUCACCACUGACCGGAGGAGCCCUCUCCAGUGCUGCCAUAGCAGGAUUUUACAGAGGAUCUGACUUUCCCCUGGAGCCAGAAUUUGCAAUGUGCUGGGGAGUGGGACAAACUGUUGUACUGGUGGUUGUUUCAUUCAGCAGGAUAUUGCCCUCCAUAUAGACUAGAGAUUGUGUUGAAGGGUGAAACAAACAAUGAAUAUUCCAUUAACCAUGAUACUUGUAUUGCCCUCCAUAUAGACUUGUGGAUUGUGUUGGAAGGCAGAAUAGACAAUGAAUAUUCCUUAAACAAGAAUACAUGUAUUUCCCUCCAUAUAAACUGUUGGAUUGCGUUUAAGGGAGAAAAAAACAAUGAGUAUUCUAUGAACCAGAGUAUUGCCUUCGAUAUAAACAAAGACAUUAUUAAUAAGGACAAGAAAAACAAUCAAAGGUUUAUUUCAUACCAGAAUAUUGCCCUCCAAUUAACUUGAUGGAUUGUGUUUGAGGGCUGUAUUCCAUAAAACAAAGUAUUGACCAACAUAUAUAGAUUGGUGGAUUAUCUUUGAGGGUGCAUGAUUCAAACAAUUGAUAUUUCUGGCUUACAUGUAAUAUACUUAUUGUGUUAGAGGGAGUGAGAAUCAUGAUUUUAAACCAGAUGUUAUUUAGUAGGUCAUGUUGGAGACUACUUCAAUAGUGGUAAAAUUGCCCUUCAUAUAAAUUACAGUUUAGAACUGUGCUGAACACAGCUGGGAAAUGAGAAAACUAAUGUGUUUUUUCAUGAAUAUUUUAUUUAAGACAAUGGCAUACAAUAUGAAAUUGACAUUGUUGUUACUUAGGUAGAUUAAUCUAUUAUAAAAAAAAAUUCUAAUUAAAACAUUGAGUGUGGGAGCUAGUGAAACAAGACAGCAGAAAAUGAUACUAUUUAGUCUUACUCUUAUUAAGAUUAUCUUCCCUGUUACUCAGCUUGCUGUAUAUAAAGAAUGCGUUAUUUUUGUGGUUUGUAAAAUGGUAUAUGUGCAAUAUUACAUGAUCUCUGUGCAUGUGGAUUAAAACUGACACGCUU